AUGGACGUCGCGCCCGCCAAUCCUCUGGGACAGUGGAUUUCGUGGGCCCUACGCUCCUGUGGUGCCACUCGUCCGGUUAAUGAAGAUACUCUUCCUACUUGGGAAAGCGUGGCGGAGUACGAUGAGGCCGGGCACACCAUGAGGCCGUCGAGGGUAGUGUCGUCGGUUUUCCAGUCCAUGGCCGAGGAAGACCCUGCCGCGACGAGCACUUUCUACUCAACCUCCUCUCCCGGUGCCACGUCUGUCCCCCGUUCGAUGUCCGCAUCUGCUUGUGCGGCUGCCGCUGCUUUUGCGGCGGCCUCCGCUUCUGCUUCUGCCUCCGCUUCUGGCAUUGGAGUGUCUCGCUCGGUUGCUACCGGCGCCACUUCACCACCCCCUAUGUCGGCCACAGUCAACCCCACUGCCGCUAGUGGACACGGAGGCGUUGACCAAGCAAGGGACAUCGAGGCCGGGGUGGACAACGUGGUUGACAAGGCGGCCGACGAACCGGAGGAGAUGAAGGCCGGCAGCAUUUUGGACAUGAAGAAUGAGAUCAACGACAACGGUGGAGCGGCGGUAAUGAUGGGGUCUGUCAUUGGUCAAGACGAGGAGGUUGAGGAGGCGUCCUUCAUGCCUCCAGCAUUCCGCCGCAGCGACGACAACGCCAUGCGGAAGUGGGAGGCAAGAGACGUCGCGAUGAAGGUCAUCGAUGCCGAGAUUGGCGGUGGCACGUUCGCCAGGGUCGUAUUUGGUCAGACCAGCAUGGGCAUGCCUGUGGCCAUCAAGGUCAUCAACAGGGACAGCGACGCCUUUGGAAGCCAGGACAAGUACAUCAACCGCGAGAUCCAGACCCUGACCAUGGCCGCACACCACCCGAACGUGGUGGACAUCCUCGGCACCCUUAAGACUCCCAGCACCACCUUCAUGAUCAUGCCCCUUCUGCACUCGGACGUCGCGACUCUCCUGAAGGAGAAGCCCCUGCAAGAGAAGGAGGCCGUGACGAUCUCCAUCCAGAUGUUCUCCGCAAUCGAGCACGUACACAGCAAGGGCAUCCUGCACCGAGACCUGAAGCCGGCCAACUUGCUGAUCACUAACGACAUGCAAGUUCGCCUCGCUGACUUCGGGUUCUCGAAGAUGCUGGCGGAGGGAGAGACCACCAUGACCGGGCUAUGUGGUACCAAGCCCUACCUAUCUCCAGAGCAGGUGAACAAAUUGCCCUACGGGAUUGAGGCGGACAUGUGGGCUGCCGGGGUGGUGGUGUUCGAGCUACUCAUGGGUGUCACGGUCUUCUGCCCGGACCCCAGCAUCGACCUGGGACCGAUCUCUAAGGACAUCUCGAGCCUCGAGGAGGGGGGGGACAUCCGAAUGAGGCUAGACCCGUACGAUGAGUUGGAGAGGGAGAACAUCCGAGCUGGGGUCUUCAAGGUGGACUCUGAGCGCGUCGGAGCGGUGGGAGAGGACUUCUUGAGGAAGCUAAUCGUCCUCGACCCGGCGGAGAGGAUGUCCGCACGACAGGCGGGAGAGCACCCGUGGCUCGGAGACGAGGGCGCGGUGAUGCUCAAGAGGGCUGAAGUGGAGGCGGUUUUGAAGGAAGCGCAAGAGACAGAGCAGGCUGAGAAGAACGAGAGGAUGAAAUUUCUCAGGAGCAAGAGGCGGCGCCGGGUGCCAAAGAUGGCGAGAGCGGCUAGGGGUCUUGCUCCCGUUGCGGAGGGAGCACUGCAGCCGGCUUCGAGCACCGCGAGCGCCGUGUCCAUGCUCACCUCGGCAAGUGUGGGAGCAGCGACUGGGGCGGGGGCGGAUGUUCCUCGUGCGAUGAUGGUGGCCGAGUCCGGGUCCACGGCGGUGCGGUCGAGCGAGGGAGAAGCAUGUGGUUCGGGCGCGGGUGUGGUGCAAGCCCCGAUCGGCCAGGAGCUGUGAGGGUAGAUUGUGGUCAAACCCCCGCGACGCUGCAACACCGUGGGACAUGACGUUCCAUCGUCUGCUGUGCGUGUACUGUAAAGGGGGUGGGGCUCCGUCCGUCUCAAGAUAUGCACGAAAUGAUUCUUGUCUGCCUUGGGGGUGGUGCCAUAUAGCUAUUGACGCUCACCAUCAACUUUCACACUGUCCCGGGUGACAUUGUUCCGCGCUUGUACUAUCCGGCGAAGUGCCGCAAUGCCAGCGUCCUAGUACCGCAGCCUGGGUUUGAACAAUUAGUUAAUUGUGUUGGUGAGACUUGUUCUGUGACUUCAUUGUUGGGGCAAAGACGGAGGCAUCUUGACGAACGACUCAUCACGAAGGCCCUGAGGUGUGCCCGUUGGUGCUGAAGCGGCGUAGCCAGGCGGGCUGACAACCCGCCUAUGCUGUUCUGCUGCUGGUCCAUUUGUGGUUACUUGCGUCCCGGUCGUGUCACCCGCUUAUGGUGAAAACAUGUAGGUGCCCUGCUACACACUGUUGUACGUAUGUAAUACUUGGUACAAACCCGUUUCGGAAGGAGGGAAAAUUAGGGGAGGGAAAACAAAAGAAGGAAACGUUUGGGGGCUCUACAUGCUUCGAAUACGGUCGG
Molecule: messenger RNA, 2521 nt
Organism: Ectocarpus siliculosus
Lineage: Eukaryota; Phaeophyceae; Ectocarpales; Ectocarpaceae
Source: the annotation of a GenBank genome assembly